This is a messenger RNA of Oikopleura dioica, 261 nucleotides long. The record is from the annotation of a GenBank genome assembly. Lineage: Eukaryota; Metazoa; Chordata; Appendicularia; Copelata; Oikopleuridae.
AUGCCAAGUUUGAAUAGAAAAGGCUGUCAAGUCUGCGUCGCUUGCUCCGAUGGGAGUAUAACGAUGAUUAAUUAUAAUAAGGACGAAUCACAUGAUAAAAUCGACGUUAGUUAUCACCUCAAACUUGAGAAAAAUGGCCAGCACACGAAGGCGCCGCAAUCCAAGUUGUUGCAUCUCCCAGCGGCUCUGAGCUCGCUUCCUGUGGCGAAGAUGGCGUCGUCAAAGUGUGGUCCAAAUCAGGUCUACUACGUUCAACCUUGA